Olea europaea var. sylvestris is the source of this 829-nucleotide messenger RNA. RefSeq names its product glycerol-3-phosphate dehydrogenase [NAD(+)] GPDHC1, cytosolic-like. The transcript is spliced from 3 exons. Gene Ontology annotation, molecular function: glycerol-3-phosphate dehydrogenase [NAD(P)+] activity. Lineage: Eukaryota; Viridiplantae; Streptophyta; Magnoliopsida; Lamiales; Oleaceae. Gene Ontology annotation, cellular component: cytosol. Gene Ontology annotation, biological process: carbohydrate metabolic process; glycerol-3-phosphate metabolic process. The record is from RefSeq and is a predicted model, not a curated record. Bases 4 to 546 code for a protein of 180 amino acids.
CUGAUGUUUUCUCAACAUUAUUGCUCAGGAAUGGUAGCAGCUCUAACAAAUGAAAGUGCUACGAGCAAAUCAGUAUAUUUUGCACAUUGCACAUCCGAGAUGAUAUUUAUCACUCAUUUGUUAGCUGAAGAACCCGAGAAGCUUGCAGGACCUUUGCUCGCUGAUACCUAUGUAACCUUGUUGAAAGGUCGUAAUGCAUGGUAUGGUCAAAUGAUAGCCAAGGGAGAACUAAGCCUAGAUAUGGGUGACAGCAUCAGCGGAAAAGGAACUAUUCAGGGAGUUUCUGCAGUUGGAGCAUUUUAUGAACUUCUAAGCCAGUCAAGUUUAAAUGUAUUGCACCCUGAAGCAAACAAGCCAGUUGCCCCAGUUGAGCUGUGUCCAAUUUUAAGGACUUUGUAUAAAAUUCUAAUCACCAGGGAACAAGGAACAAGGGGUAUUCUUCAAGCGCUACAGGAUGAGAACCUGAAUGAUCCCCGUGAUCGCAUUGAGAUUGCACAGAGCCAUGUCUUCUACAGGCCUUCACUUCUUGGGGGCAGCCUUGACUGAAAUCUGAUGUGCAAUGGUGGAAGAAAUAAGAGAUAGAUGAGCAUAUAAAAGUAGAAGUACCAGUGAAAAUUUACACUGUUUGAUUCUCUGCAUCAAGCACUUGUUUAUUGUGGGUUUGAAUAUUUCAGAUCGAACUUUUGAAUCUCUUUUCACCAAAUAUAUAUACCUGGAUAUUGUUUCAGUUCCAAUCUCUAGAAAUGGAUAACUUUUGCCUUGGGAAACCUCUCCAUUUGUACUGUAUUCUUAAGUAAAUCUAAUGAUCAGCCUAGUUUAGAGGUGUUAA